AUGUCUAGUCCUACGCUUUACUAUUUCGACAUACCCGGAUUGGCGGAGCCUACUCGCCUCGCGUUUUACUUGGGGGGCAUUCCCUUCGAGGAUGUCCGAUUCAAGCCCGAGCAGUGGGCUGAGGAGUACAAGUCCCAAGCGCCGAGUGGUAAAGCGCCUUGGCUGCAGUUUAAUGACGGGAGCUAUCUGACUGAAAGCAGGGCCAUUCUGAUGUACGCUGCCUCCAAGUCGGGAAUGGUUCCUACUGACUUCACGCAGCUGGCGGUGUGCGAACAAGCCUAUAGUGUUAUGUCUGAUGCCCACCGGGACGUCACUAGCAUCGUGUACAACAGGGGAGACAAAGAGGAGAAUCUGAAGAACGCACGUGAGCGCCUAGCCGCUGCGGACAAAGUGAUUGGUAGCAGACAGUCAAGCGAAGGCUGGGUGGACGGCAAGGGCAUGACUUACGUGGAUUUGGCAAUCUACUCUUUUGUCAAAAUGAUUGUGGAUCGAUGCCCGGAUAUUGAUGCUACACAAUACAAGAGAAUUUAUAAAACCUAUGAAGCAGUCGUAGGGGACCCUCGGGUUAAGGAAUACUACAGCAGCAAGAAAUAA
Gregarina niphandrodes is the source of this 594-nucleotide messenger RNA. RefSeq names its product putative glutathione S-transferase. Gene Ontology annotation, molecular function: glutathione transferase activity. The record is from RefSeq and is a predicted model, not a curated record. NCBI's taxonomy places the organism in Eukaryota, Apicomplexa, Conoidasida, Eugregarinorida, Gregarinidae. The transcript has a single exon. Gene Ontology annotation, biological process: glutathione metabolic process. Bases 1 to 594 code for a protein of 197 amino acids.